Molecule: messenger RNA, 3605 nt
Organism: Mus pahari (shrew mouse)
Lineage: Eukaryota; Metazoa; Chordata; Mammalia; Rodentia; Muridae
Gene: Mfsd12
Product: major facilitator superfamily domain containing 12
Exons: 10
Coding region: 41-1471 (476 amino acids)
Biological process (GO): carbohydrate transport
Cellular component (GO): membrane
Molecular function (GO): symporter activity
Source: RefSeq, a predicted model, not a curated record
UGCGGGGUGGCAGUGCGGGGCGGUGGGGUCUGCGGCUGCGAUGUCGCCUCCGUCGGGCGACGUGGGCCCGGGGCCGCCGCGGACGCUGUCCCUCGCCGCACGGCUGAGCUUCGCGGUCGGCCACUUCCUCAACGACCUGUGCGCCGGCAUGUGGUUCACCUACCUGCUACUGUUCCUGCACUCCGUGCGUGGGUACAGCUCGCGGGGCGCGGGGCUGCUGCUGCUGCUCGGCCAGGCGGCCGACGGGCUCUGCACGCCGCUCGUGGGCUACGAGGCCGACCGCGCCUCCUGCGCGCGCUGUGGGCCCCGCAAGGCCUGGCACCUAGCGGGCACUGUCUGUGUCCUGCUCUCCUUCCCAUUUAUCUUCAGCCCAUGCCUGGGCUGCGGGGAAGCCACGCCUGAAUGGGCUGCCUUGCUGUACUACGGGCCCUUCAUCGUCGUCUUCCAGUUUGGCUGGGCUGCCACACAGAUUGCCCACCUGAGCCUCAUCCCAGAGCUGGUGACCAGUGACCACGAGAAGGUGGAGCUCACGGCCCUCAGGUACGCGUUCACUGUAGUCGCUAACAUCACCGUGUACGGCGCAGCUUGGCUGCUACUGCACCUGCAGGGCUCUGUGCAUGGCAGGCAGGACAUCAGUGUGGGGGACCAUCUGGGAGUCCAGGACACGCCUGUGUUCCGGAACCUGGCACUGCUGGUGGUGGGUGUGGGAGCCAUCUUCUCUCUGCUCUUCCACUUGGGUACCAAGGAGGGUCACAGGCCCCAGCACUGGGGGAAUGAACCCAAUGAGCACACCCCGCUGGUGGCCCCUGUGGCCCAGCCACUGCUGCUGUGGAAACACUGGCUUCGGGAGCCAGCUUUCUAUCAGGUAGGCAUGCUGUACAUGACCACAAGGCUCAUUGUGAACCUGUCUCAGACCUACAUUGCCAUGUACCUGACCUAUUCUCUCAGCUUGCCCAAGAAGUUCAUCGCUACCAUCCCCCUGGUGAUGUACUUGAGUGGCUUCUUCUCUUCUUUCCUCAUGAAACCAGUCAACCGGCACAUAGGGAGGAAUAUGACCUACUUCACUGGGCUGCUGGUGAUCCUGGCCUUCGCAGCUUGGGUGGCCCUGGCAGAUAAUCUGGGUGUGGCCGUGUACGGGGCUGCAGUGCUGCUGGGUGCAGGUUGUGCCACCAUCCUUGUCACCUCCCUAGCCAUGACAGCUGACCUCAUUGGCCCACACACGCACAGUGGAGCCUUCGUGUAUGGUGCUAUGAGCUUUUCAGAUAAGGUGGCCAACGGGCUGGCAGUCAUGGCUGUGCAGAGCCUGCAUCCCUGUCCCUCUGAGCUGUGCUGCGGGGCCUGCGUCGGCUUCUACCACUGGGUGAUGACAGCAGUGACAGGCGGCGUGGGUGUGGCCGCAGCGCUGGCUCUCUGCAGCCUCCUCAUCUGGCCCAUCCGCAUUCGCAACCGGGACCUGCGAGACCGGCCCUGACCUCUGGCUCCCCAGGGCGACGUGAUGAAGGACCAGGCAGACACCCUGACCCCUGAUCCCCAACCUGCUCAGGGUCAGAGGGCACAGGGUGCGGGUGGGUGUACCGGCCAAGCUUGCUGAGCCCUAGGGGCCGGUUGGUGCCUCGCCCCAUUUUUGACAGGGAUGCACCCGCCCACCGGGAGGCUGUAGGGGACACAUGCCCGGGCUGCGUGUGGGAGAGAACGCCUGGCUCACGGACACACGGACACACGAGUCGGUAGCACGUCUUUAUCAGAGCGCCGGUGUGAAAGCCGGGGGCGGCUGGCCGGUGGCUGGGCAGGGCCGCUCCAGGCCCCGCUGUCUGAAGUCCUGCGCGGUGAAGCGCGGCCGCUGUGGCGGCGACAGGAGCGGCACAUAGUCAGACCGCCAGGGCAGCUUUGCCCCGAACUGGUUUCUGGUGACCACUGCGGACAGGACCGAUCAAACUCUGCAGUUGCGGGGCCGAAGGCGGGGGUGGGGGGGCUCCCAAAUCCUUAUGCUGGCCCACCAGGCCACGCCCAUCCUGCGCUCCUGUACCUCUGCCCACUGCUGGCCUGGCCCUCUAUUUUUCCAUUUUUUUGGGGGGGGGGACACUAGCUAGCCCAGGCUACCUCCGGGACUAAGAGAUGCCCCUGUCUCUACCUCCCGAGAGUGGAGUGACCCACGUGCAGUACUACCCCCGGCCCACCUCCUGUCCCCAUCCCCUCAGCUCACCGAAAUCCUUGCCACGGAUUUGCCUGUCCCUCCACUGCACGCACCCCCAGCGCACACCGGAGUUGAGAUACUGCGCGGGUAUCGCGGGGUCCCAGAAGGCCAUCUCCCGCAAGUGCUGUGUGUAGGCUGCCGGGAGGCACGAAAGGGAGGGUGUCAGCGUGAGACCCACGGGUGUGCACAGCUGAGAGCGGGACACUCACCGGGUGGCAGGCCACGCUGGCGGCUCUGGAAGCAGCCGUGCCAACGCGUGUGGGCCUCGCGGUACGGAGCGUCAAGCGCGCGGGGCAGCUUGUACCAGGCAUCGCACGGUUCCGAGUUGGUCAGGCCGGUGUACCACACCUGGCCGGCCGCAUCCCGUCCCAUGGGCGUGAACUUCCAGCGCACAGCUUGCUUGAUGGCCGGCGCCCAACGGGGCCCCUCCAGGGACAGGUAGUCAUUGCUGAGGGAGGGUGGGGACUGAGCCAGGAUGUCCUGCUGGUCCCAGCCACAGUUUCCUUGUCUCAAGGGAGUAUCUGACCCCUUUGCCAAGGUGCUACGAGGUGAAUUAUCACCUUCUACCCGUCUCCUCUGGGCACUUCCCCACCUGCAGUCUAUUUCAUGUAGCCGAGAAUGACCCUGUUUGAGGCAGUUGUCAGUGUUGACCUGGCAGCAAUCCUCCUGCCUCAGCCUUGAGCCACUUAUGGCUGUUGGAGGAAGGAAGAACCAAGGGUAUGCCUAGCCUGUAACUCCCCACAGAUGGUGCUCCUAAGCAAAGCAUGCACGGGAGGCCAUGCAGGCUGCACGAGUGGUGCUUGCAAGGGCCCCAGGGCUGAGGCGGCCCGUCAUCAGUACCACUGAAGGCCAAAGUGUGAGCAGGCCUAUGAAAUGGGACUUUUCUGCUGGGUGUGGGUGGCUACACUCAGCAUGCCAGGGCAGGAGGAUCCGAGUGUUUAUGAAUAGCUCGGGAUACAGUCUAAAAAGGAAGGGCAUUCUGGCACUUGGCUGCCACUGCAGCAUACGUAGACAGGAGAGUCGAUAGACCCCUCUGCUUGGGAGUGGGUGUGUGCAAAUGCCUAACUCUCAACCCCGUGCACACUUCCAUCCCAGCCACCUGGGCUGCAGGUUAGGAGUAGGGGGUCUGGGUGAAGAAAGGGACCAAGGGCAGGAACCCACCGGUAGAGAUGGUCUGGGAAGUAGAGUUCAAGGGUGCCUGAGGGAACAGAGGGGCGAGUAGCCUCCCUCCUCACGUUUUCCAUGUCUGGCCCCGCCUUCCCAGAGGCUCUAGUCACCAAGGCCCUGGGGCUAUUGUUGACAGGGACAAAGGUAUCCCAGCAACAGGGAAGUGGGCAGCCACAGUCCAUGACCUCAGCUUACUUCCUGGUGUGGGGCUGGGACCCAGAGCCUUCCCUCCUUCCUCUGCCCC